AUGCCUUUAAGCCUCUUUUUCUCUCUCGCUCUCUCUCUCUUUUCCGACUACGCCCCAUUCUGCGCCUCAGUAGAUGCCGAAGGCACAGCCUCGAGCAUCCCUUUCAAGAAUGUGUUGGGGCCGGGCAUUAUCACGUUUCGAGGCAUGGCUCGCGCUUGGCACCGCAACGCGAGCCCCUCCAUUCUUUUGAUCCUCUUGACGCAAGAAAAAGCCGGCGUCAAGACACGAGAAGAAUUGCCGGCAGGUCCCAUCACGGCAUCCCAACCACAGCUCAACCGGACUGUACAGCUUCUUGAGGCCCAAGCAAUAGCGUCUCCUGAUGUCGGACUUCCGACUUUGACAAGUGUUUCCGAGAAACAAUAUGAUGCCAUGCGACCGGAUAUGGAUUUGAUCUCAUCAGAGACACGAAAAUCUUCAACGAAAGUUAUGAAACCCUUCCAAGCGCGUUGUCUCUAUGUACACGGCUGCCGGGCACGCUUAAACGCACCCGGCAUCCGUCAGCUGUUUUCCCCCUCCUCAGUCUUGACCGAAAACGUGUAUACCCGCUUGGCAGAUUCCGAGGUGUGCCAUUCAUCCGGCAAUGAUAAUGUAGCAUUCCUGAGGGGGGUUGAGGGCGACAACAAGAAGACCGUCUGGAACGUGGGACUGGACAAUAUCUUAUCUGAUCAACCGUCCUGCGUUACGCAUCCAUUGAACAAGCAACGAGGCAUGUACAAGAUGUGGAACCUGAGACCCUGGCCGGUUACAGCUCCCUCUUCAAGUCAUCUAUAUGGUUCAUACAUGUGUCUAGACCUCCGGGCCGCCAUUUUCGGAUCUCCUCCAAGGUUUCUAUAUGGGCGUAGGCUACAGGCGAAGGGUCGAAGGCUAAAACGCCAACAGCCGAGCCUGGAUGACACCUCCCCGUGUCCAGGGUUUAUCUAUGCCCUGAUCAGUACACUUGACGGGCUGCCCCCCCUGGUCUGGGCGUUUAUCCUUCCCCGUAAAGAAGACUUCGACUCUAAGACUCGGGCCCUCCUCCGAUCCACCAAUAUCAUCGAGGCAAAGCUCAAUAAGGCUAGCCAUCCGGCUUUUUCUCGGGAUGAAGGUUUAAUUCUCAUGUCCGGUGGUCCGAUACGAUCGGGUUCUAGCCCGGUCUUUCGGCCACUUCCGCUCGUGUGUAAUGUGAUUUGGGUCGUGGCUCUAACGAAGGGUGUUAGUGUGAUGAUUUCAGUCACGCUUCAAGCCUUGAGUAGCCUGAAUGUUGCUCCAUUGACAGGCUCGAUCCUUCAUACGAUACUCAUCACUCCAUCAUUUCGUCACAACCGCCAACACUACCUCGUCUUGAUUCGUGCUAUAAACACGUCUCCCAAUUGUACAUCGAAGCACGUCCUAAGCAACCUAUCAACCGGCGGUGAGUCCAAUAAUCAUAUCAAAGUAAUUGAGUUCUGGGUGGGUCCCCCUUUUCAUCCCAACAUCCAAGCCGUCAGAACUAUGGCCUCUUUCACCUGGAUGGCAACCACACAGGGCUCAUCCAACAUCUCUAUUUACAACUUUUUUCUCAAUGUGUGUACACCUUUCUUCAUAUGUGCCAGUAGGUCGUCCGCGAAUUCGAUUCAAUAUCUAAUGGCAGCUUACGGCCUCGGAUACGCAUUGCGACUGGGUGAGCGGGAAGCUUACGUGUAUUCUUUGAUAGUCUCAGUCAAGAUUCUGGCGCCACCCCAGACCGUGAUUUAUUCCAGGUGUCCCGAAAGGCCGAGGCUUGGUGUCUCGGGUGGACAAAGACUGAAGAAUCUGCAAGACUUUGUGCUACAUACGCUCUCAGUCAACAAACGGUGGGAUAAGACAAAGUUUUAUUGCCUCCACUCCCACUAUAUCUCUGUCUAUUUGGAUCAACUUCAGUGGGACGUUGCAACUUACACGCUUUGGCGCCAUCUAUGGGAGCUGCAAUCAAGGGUCUUCUAUUCACGAAAUCUUUGGUAUCAGACGGUCUGGUCAGGUUGA
This is a messenger RNA of Colletotrichum lupini, 1980 nucleotides long. RefSeq lists its product as uncharacterized. Lineage: Eukaryota; Fungi; Ascomycota; Sordariomycetes; Glomerellales; Glomerellaceae. The record is from RefSeq and is a predicted model, not a curated record. Bases 1 to 1980 code for a protein of 659 amino acids. The transcript has 20 exons.